AUGGACUGUCCGAGCCCCCAUCCACCAGAACCAGUGAGUUCGGAUCAGUCUGAUUCUCUGCGCUCUGAGUCGGAGGGGGACCAGCUUGAGGACCUAGGGGUUCGGCCCAACACCCAGACCUGGCCGGUGGCGGUGGUCAGUGGGGAGGAAGACUCUGCCAGUCCUCUUCAUCAUGUCAACCAUGGCAUCAUCACACCCUGUACCCUCGACGGCGAGGCCGACGCGGUGGUUAUAGGAAUGACCCGUAUACUUGUCAUAGAGAACCCACAGUACUUCAGACACGGACACAAUUGCAACAAACCCACCACCUACGUGCAGCAUAUAAAGCGCGGGGACAUCAUUCUGAAGAGGGAGCUGGGAGAGGGGGCGUUUGGGAAGGUGUUCCUGGCAGAGUGCUAUAACCUGAGCCCCACCAAGGAGAAGAUGCUGGUGGCUGUAAAG
Coregonus clupeaformis (lake whitefish) is the source of this 441-nucleotide messenger RNA. RefSeq names its product NT-3 growth factor receptor-like. Gene Ontology annotation, biological process: protein phosphorylation. NCBI's taxonomy places the organism in Eukaryota, Metazoa, Chordata, Actinopteri, Salmoniformes, Salmonidae. The annotation marks the transcript as partial. Gene Ontology annotation, molecular function: protein kinase activity; ATP binding. The record is from RefSeq and is a predicted model, not a curated record. The transcript is spliced from 4 exons.